GGUUGUUGUGUUCUUUGAAUGUGUAAAACUACUCUUUGUUCUAUGGAUUACACAAAGGUCAUGGCGUCGUAUUGAUGAGCUGUUAUGAAUUUUUUUAUAAAUAAUGUGGCAGGCCAAAUUAUCUCUCGUUUGCUAAGUGUACAAGAUAUGGUUAAUUAAGUGAAUUCCUGCGUGUGAAUAUGAUGGUGAAUACCUGGGUGUAAUCAUGAUGGUUAAGUGUAGACAGAUUUAGGGCAUUUGUGUACUGUAUUCUCUUUACGUUUGACGUUACUUGGUUGUGAGCUACAGUUGAAAAUGAGCACAAAAACAAAGUCAAAGAAUAAACAAAAAAUUGUGUGCAAAUCAGAAAGUUCAGAAUCAAGCUCUGAAGAUCAGAAAGAUAAGAGCAGUAGUUCUGAAUCUUCAGAACUAGAAGAGGAAGUAGUUUUAAAGAGAGUGAAGAAACAGAAACGAAGGCACAGGCACCGUGUCGAACCGGCCCACAGUCCGGAAGAAGAGGACCAGAAGCACCGCAGACGGCACAAACACCGGAAGAAAGAGGAAACUGAGGACUGCGAUGCGGAGCUUAAAUAUGAACACGCACAGCGCAAGCGUCGUCGGAAAAGAGAGGUUUAUUACGAAAGUGUAGUGGAUUCUAUUAAGCAGGAGCCGGUGGAUGAGGUGGUCUCCGUCCAUCGGAGCAUCAAGCGACAUAGAUCUCCUGACAGUAAUGCAAGCCAUCGGCACCGAGACUCGAGCAGCGAUGUUCGGCCGGAGAAGCACAGGCGGUCGGACCAAGAGGACCACAGACGGUCGGACCAAGGAGACCACAGGCGGUCGGACCACGACCACAGGCGGCUGGAACACGACGCUCACAGACGACCGGAGCCGGACGACCACGAGCGGCCGGACAGGAGGAAGCAGCCCGAGGAAAAGUCACGCCACCGCCCCGGGAAUAGGGAGCCAGGCGAGCAUCGCGAAGACGGGGCGCAGCGCAACGGGAGGGCGCGGAGAGACCGGAUGAAGGAGGAGGUCGCAGAAGGAGACUACGAGUGGGGGAAGCAGGCGGAGAAGAAGGAAGAGGGCAAGAACUCUCUGGCAGCGGAGAAGGAGAAGCCCAACUUCGGCCUGUCCGGCAAGUUGGCAGAAGAGACCAACACGUUCAAGGGUGUGGUCCUGAAGUACAGCGAACCGCCGGAGGCUCGCAAGCCGAAGAAGCGAUGGCGCUUGUAUCCGUUCAAGGGGGAGAAAUGCUUGCCGACGUUGUACGUGCACAGGCAAAGCGCGUACCUGAUCGGGAGGGACCGGAAGAUCGCGGACCUGCCGGUCGAUCACCCCUCCUGCUCGAAGCAGCACGCCGUGUUCCAGUACCGCCUCCUGCCGUACACCCGCGAUGACGGCUCCACCGGCCGCAGGAUCCGCCCGUACAUCAUCGAUCUCGACUCGGCCAACGGCACGUUCCUGAACAACGUGAAGAUAGAGGCGCGCAAGUACGUGGAGGUUCUGGAGCGGGACGUCAUCAAGUUUGGGUUCAGCUCUCGGGAGUACGUGCUGCUUCACGAGCACAGCAAGGACGAUGAUGCAGACGAGGACGUGACCGAAGAGCAGACCGUGGAGGAAGUCUCACAGCCGUGAGUUGCGUCCCCAGGACAAGUGAGUGUUUCUCGUGUUAUUCUGAAACUGGAGUGCUUUUUGCUUUACCGAACACUUGAAUAAUGAAGCACGCAAAACAGUUCAGUCUUGAAAACAACUGCUGAUGUCUCCACCUUCUUCUUGAAUUUACAUCAGUGGCUAUGAUCAGUUUUAUGACCUUAAACGUUGCAUAGGAUCAGGUAUUAUGUUUGCAUUUUUUCCAUAUGAGUUCUUAUGUUGGGUAUAUUUAAAAAAAAUAGAUAAUUGAAUAAUUUUUUAGAAUUAUUGUAGAUGCUGUAUAUUAUGCCUUUUGGUAAAUGUUCCACAAAAUCAUUUUAUUUAUGGUCGGAUGUAAUGCUGUAUAUCUAGAAUUAGAAUGAUUGUGCAGUCUCUCAGGGAGAAUUAAAAAAUGAUGUGUAAGAAAUUGAAUAUACACUGGGUUUUGUAUGGAUGUUAUUAUUAUGAACAGUUUGUGCAGAAAAUUUUUGGUAUUUUGAUACACAACCCAGCUCUAUUAAAUUACUGUAAGAAAAUUGUUUUUACUGUAUAACCUUGGUAUGACAUCAUCUCUCAAAAGCAAAGUAUAUAUUUUUUUCUGUAACAAAUAAGUAUUGCUAUUUCUAUGCCAGUGUACAUUCUUUUCAUUAAUCAUAUAUUGAAUGAAUUGGUAUGUAUUCUGCUCAGAGCAGGCAAAUACUUAUAAUAGUAUCUUUGUCUUACAUCAUUUGGAAGUGUUUUAUAUUAUAGUUUCAGGAAUAAGAUGUGUUUGCUUCAGGUUUUGUUUCUGAAAAUUACUGCCAUUUAUGCCUAAAAUUUGAAAAGUAAAAGUGUUAAAUUUAUUGAAUUAUUUCAUUUGCAAGCAUUGAUUUUUUUUUGUGUGUAACUAAUUAAAUAAACUUUUUUGGGAUGUAUGUGUGUACUAUUUUU
This is a messenger RNA of Bacillus rossius redtenbacheri, 2538 nucleotides long. Its product is annotated as smad nuclear interacting protein 1. Lineage: Eukaryota; Metazoa; Arthropoda; Insecta; Phasmatodea; Bacillidae. Gene Ontology annotation, biological process: miRNA processing. Gene Ontology annotation, molecular function: protein binding; mRNA binding. Bases 295 to 1614 code for a protein of 439 amino acids. The record is from RefSeq and is a predicted model, not a curated record. Gene Ontology annotation, cellular component: nucleus. The transcript is spliced from 4 exons.